Molecule: messenger RNA, 462 nt
Organism: Cylicostephanus goldi
Lineage: Eukaryota; Metazoa; Nematoda; Chromadorea; Rhabditida; Strongylidae
Source: the annotation of a GenBank genome assembly
AUGAGCUGCGAAUCUUUUUGCAACGCUCGCCUUACCUGCCGGGAUAUGAAUGCGAUAAUUGAAAGGCAUUCUUCUAUUAUUGGACCACUACUACAGAAGGUCUUUGUCGGCCAGCACAGUGCGUUCACGCAGUACCCUAGGCGUUGCGUAUUCAAGGAUCUCAUCGAUUUGACCACAUAUUUGCGUUCACGUGCUCAUUAUCACCUCCAGCUGGCUGUAUUCUCUAGGGUUUCAUUCGAAACAUCUCUACUCAACCGCUUGGUUGAGGGAGUGCGACACCGUCAUACGCAAUUUCGUAUGAUAAUUUUUUACGGUGUUGACUUCACAUGCACUGAGGAUUCGUUGGCAGAGUUCCUAAAAGUCACUGGUGUUGCAUCUUUAGCUAUAAUUGAUUCCGCGUUCCCUGGUAAUCUGAAAGGAUUUCUUGCACGUCACAAGUUCCAGUACGGUCAGUUGGAUGUG